Molecule: messenger RNA, 1893 nt
Organism: Sclerotinia borealis F-4128
Lineage: Eukaryota; Fungi; Ascomycota; Leotiomycetes; Helotiales; Sclerotiniaceae
Source: the annotation of a GenBank genome assembly
AUGAAGUUCUCCACGGGUGGUCUGUUGGCCAGUCUCGCGACUUCUGCACUUGCGGAAGACCUCCUUUUUGUGGAUACCUUUGAAUUUAAAGAGUUUGCGGAGGCAACAUCUGCCCUUGGAUAUACCACAAAGGUAGUCAGUGAAGCACAAUGGAAGACAAUGACAACCGCCGAAUUUGCUGCUUUCAAAGCCAUUGUCAUUGCCGAUCCAGAUUGCUCAACGUCACCUAGUGAUGUCCAGUUCUUGACCGACACCAAGAAUACUUGGGGACCAGCGGUUCAGGGAAACAUUGUCGUCAUUGGGACGGAUCCCACAUUCCACUUCUCCGCUCAACCUGGCGCAAAAGUUUUGAUCGACAACUCCAUCACAUUUGCAGCAUCUGCCAAAAAUCUUGCUGGUGCUCAACAGACUGGUCUCUAUUAUGCUGUGUCUUGUUAUUAUAACAAUGUGGAUUCGGCAAAAGUGGAAUCUCUCUCAUACUUUGGAGACUUCACUGUUCGAGGAAACCUUGAUUGCUACAACAAGGCUCACAUUGUGGCAUCUUCACCGGCACUCGGAACUCUUAAUGAUGCUGCUCUAUCCAGUUGGUCUUGCAGUGUUCAUGAAGCCUUCUCCAGUUACCCAUCUGUCGGAAUCAAUGGUUUCGAAGCUCUUGCUAUUGCUCAAGAUGUCAUCGGUGUCGGAUCCCAAACCUUCGGUGAUAAGACAAUUGGAUUACCAUACAUUAUCAGUCGUGGUACAACGCCAGCGGGAUGUGGCGAUGGAAUUUGGGAAGCAUCAUUGAACGAAGAGUGUGAUGAUGGUAACACAGUAUCCGGUGAUGGAUGUUCAGCAAGCUGCAAAUGUGAAUCUGGUCGUCUAACCGGUGACGGACAUUGUCUUCCAGCUCUUACCAACACGACGACUCCAGUCUACUCUCCCUCUGCAUCUGCCACUAUUCCAUAUCAUUCAUUAGGAUCUGGUGGACUCCCUGGUCCAUAUGGGAACAAAAUUAUCAUUUCAACUAUUGAUCAUAACAGGACUGUGACUGCUACUGUUCACGAUAUUGUCACUGAUCAUGAUACCAAAACUAUUCAUGAUAUCUCAACUGUUACCACAACUUUCAUUCCCCCUCCAUAUGUAACACCUGCAUGCCCAACUGGGGACAAUAUUUUACUUCCUACAUCACAAGUGAUUGCUCCACUGAACACAAACCAAUUUGGAGUACAUCGACAGUUGGAUAUCCUUGCUACGCAUGUGCCUUGUCUAGUGCUGGUGUUCCAUGCCCCAGCGGAAGCUUCAUCACUGCUACCACAACAUCCUGCCACGAAACAGCAGUCCCCACUUCCUACACCUGGACACCAAUCCCACCCACCAUCCUUCCAUGCAAGACAUGUCUGCCAUACACCAUGUCCACAUGUCCAGUCUACAGCACCCUCCCCGAAUCAUCCAUCUACAUGGUGCCAGCCCCAACUCUCGGCACUCACUCGGAACCAGUCGGAACCAGUCGGCCGUGUCCCUGAACCUUCCAUCUAUGUCCCUGCACCAUCCCCACUUACAUAUACCACCUCCAUCUACGGUGUCGGCGUCACAACUUAUAUUACUUACCCCGCCGGCCCAAGCGCAACAACAAUCAUCUCUUACGUUGAAGGUGGAGGCCCUACUACAAUCAUCACAUAUGUGGCUCCAACACCAGCUCCUACCUACGUCGCAACCACGGUGGCGGUUUGCCCACUGGGUGGAUGUAAGCCAACUCCCUCAACUGUGUCGGCAGGUCCAGCUGGAACAUCUUCAGUCCUGGGUUAUUCUACCUACGUCCCAUUCACAGGUGCAGCAGCCCGUCUCGCUGACGCUAAUGUGGCGAUGCUUGUGGCUGUUGUGGGCGGUAUCUUUGGAUUGAUGAUCGUUUUGUAG